GUUACCACGAUCGGGCCUGAGCCCUUGCUGACGGGCGUGGACACGAACGGGCCCUGGAAGGGAGUGCUGUAUGGCUUCUGGCCUGCUCUCGUCCUUGUGCUGGGCAUGGUCGUGGUUCUCGCGAUCCUGAACGCGCGCUGGGCUUCGGAUGGUUCGUUGGGCUUUCAGGAACUGCAUGGAAGGACUGUGGUCGCAGGUGCCCGCUUGGAGUCGUUGGGCCUGCUGAUGUGGCGCCUUGCUUGCCUGAUGCUUUCGGUGGCGCCGCUGGUUCUCAGCGUCAGGCGGUACAAUGCCAAAGAGAAGGAGCCCCAUGAGAUUUUGCCCUUCUUCCUCUCCGGUGGUGUGGAGAUCUUGCUCGUGUACUUCACUCUUUGGCGCAAGCUUCGUCUAUGUCGUCUUCGGGUGGACUCCGACGACGCCUUCGGGACGUCGUGGCUGGUCUUCUGGGCAGUCUGGCUGCUGCUAUUGCCCUUUGCAUACUUGGCGAAGCGCAAGGCGGCAGUGGACAGCUUGCUGGAGCCGCUGUUGUUGUACAUGCACAAUGCCAACGUGAUCCUGCUCACUGGAGAGGCUCUUUUCUGUCAGUGGAGCUUGCGAGUUGAGCACUCCAUCUUCCCAGCGUAUGUUGUCCUUGCCUACACGGUCUGGAACUGGUGGCUUAAGACGAAGACCGGCCACUGGCUGUACUUCUUCAUGGACUACAACAGGCCAUCCAUGGUUCCAACGUUCCUCAUCCUUGUCGCGAUCGAGGUGGCAUCUUUCCGCGCUGGGGCAAGCUUGGCAGACCUCGGACAAUGA
Messenger RNA from Symbiodinium sp. CCMP2456, 798 nucleotides. The record is from the annotation of a GenBank genome assembly. NCBI's taxonomy places the organism in Eukaryota, Dinophyceae, Suessiales, Symbiodiniaceae.